Messenger RNA from Alternaria alternata, 670 nucleotides. RefSeq lists its product as hypothetical. The record is from RefSeq and is a predicted model, not a curated record. Bases 40 to 507 code for a protein of 155 amino acids. The transcript has a single exon. NCBI's taxonomy places the organism in Eukaryota, Fungi, Ascomycota, Dothideomycetes, Pleosporales, Pleosporaceae.
CUGGAACUACCAGGCGAGAUACGCAAUCAUAUAUACGCCAUGGCUAUCUACCCAGAGUUGUCUUCCAUUGUGAUCGUAAAUUGCACCAAACCGGAGCAUCUUGCCGUGUCGGUGCUGAACCUUCCUCUCUUUCGCGUCAGUCGCCAGAUUCGGGCUGAAUGCCUUUCCUAUAUGUGCUCCAGGUUCCCUAUACGGAUCCUUGGCCUACAGACUGCGAUUGUCUUCUUUUCUUGCGCAGGACCAGCUACCUCCGAGAUAAAGGCACUCACCCUUGUGCAGCCAGCCAUGAGCAUUCUGGAGAGCAAAGAAAGUCGAGAUACUGUGGAGCACUUUUUCGCAGCACUGAACAGAAUGGAAGAUUUGAACGAACUUGUAUUGGAGGACAUAGGGAGGAAUCCAAUGCUAGAACAGAGUGGAAAGGAACUGGAGUUUGUAAGGAGAGUGAAGGACUUGAGCAAGAGAGGCUUGGAUGUGAAAGUUAGGUUUGGGAAAGAACGGGUGGUGUGAGUAAGACAUGAGAUGCAUCACCGGUCGACACAGUCAGAAACCUGAUUGUUGCCUUCUUGGCAUUGUUCGUGCUACAAAACCCAGAAACUUCUACGAAAUGGGCUCCCGAAGCAUCACUGUGCUGUAAUCUGUACCUUCUAACCCAUAGUGUGUCAGAUCCCAC